GCCAGGGAGGCAGGAGGGCCGAAGAGGAAAGCUCGGAGAAGUAAACAUUGCCGGCUGGCAGGGGUGAGAGAGCAAGCCAGGUCUGUUCUAGGUGGCGAGAGCCAUGCAAUUCUCCAGCGCAUCCAGGGCAGCAGAUGAGAAUUUUGACUAUUUGUUCAAGAUUAUCCUCGUUGGGGAUUCCAAUGUGGGGAAGACGUGUGUGGUGCAGCAUUUCAAAUCUGGGGUCUACACAGAGACACAGCAGAACACGAUCGGGGUGGAUUUCACUGUGCGCUCCCUUGAGAUCGAUGGCAAGAAAGUGAAGAUGCAAGUGUGGGACACUGCAGGCCAGGAGCGGUUCCGGACCAUAACGCAAAGCUACUACCGCAGCGCCCAUGCGGCCAUCAUCGCCUAUGACCUCACCCGACGUCCCACCUUCGAGUCUGUUCCUCACUGGAUCCACGAGAUAGAAAAAUAUGGCGCGGCGAACUUGGUCAUUAUGCUGAUUGGGAACAAGUGUGACCUGUGGGAAAAACGCCAUGUCCUGUUUGAAGAUGCCUGCACUCUGGCUGAGAAAUACGGCCUCCUUGCUGUUUUGGAAACCUCGGCUAAGGAGUCUAAGAACAUAGAUGAGGUCUUUGUGCUGAUGGCCCGGGAGCUGAUCGCCCGCAACAGCCUGCACUUGUUUGGCGAGAGCACCCUGAAUGACCUGGCCCUGGAUUCCAGGCCGGUUCUCAUGGCCCAGGGGCCGAAGAAGACCCACUGCACGUGCUGAAUAUGCCCUGCGGGCCAGCUGCGCCCCCACCCCCCACCCUCGGCGCCUGAUGUCUGAAACCAAAAGUAUCAUGUUGUCAGCCCCUAGCAUCUCAGACUGAUGCAGACUCGCCCCUGAUUAACAUCCCCCCAGCCCCCGGGGAUGGGGAGCACCGUUGCCUGAUUCACACCAGAGGCCAUACUGCAUACUCUGAGGAAGAGGACGCCACUGUUUCUUGGAUUCUGCCUAGGGCUUGAGGCACAGGGGAGGACAGGCUCUGCUCUUUUUCAGCCUUGAAUUUUGCCUCCCCAACCCUUCAACCGUUUCCUACUGAAUUCUGCUUCUCACUCAAAGAAGAGGGUAGUGAAGGAAAGAAGAAAGGAGAAUAAUUCAGAGAGGGGAGAGGAUGUUUAGAACAUUCCAGAGCAGUUUAGAGCAGCUCUGGCAUGGAAGGAUGGGAAAAAAGCCUGCGGCGAUAAACCAGAAUGCUGCGGACAUUCACACGUCAGGUCUUUUGCUUGGGGGACAAAGCCUUUGACAUAAAGAUCAAUACUGUUUUGCCAAAUGGUCAAGAGCCACGUGAUGGAGACAGAAUUGGAUCCCGUACUAUCCCAGUUAGACAGACUGGACCACCCUCCUAGAAUGUGGCAGAUGCCUACAGUUUCCUUUCUAAAAUACCAGAUCAUCUGCUGGAUAAAAUCUCACUUCUGAAUUGAAACUAAAUGGGUUCAUGGGUGAAUUUCAAGACCAUAUCGACCUCACGGUGUGGCCCCUGUGAGUGCCUGUGAGAGAUAAGCAUUCUCCUGUCAAAGUCAGGAGACAAUCGUAAUAAUCUUGUUUUGUAAUGAUAAGAGCCACAGGGCUGGUACAGCCACGACGAUGGCUCUGAACAAGGAAAGGUCCGUGGUGGCUCACUGUGGCACUGGCCACAGGCUGAGACCAACACAAAACAGCCACUGGCCACAU
Messenger RNA from Hyaena hyaena (striped hyena), 1699 nucleotides. It is a transcript of the gene RAB19, whose product is annotated as RAB19, member RAS oncogene family. The transcript has 4 exons. Bases 104 to 754 code for a protein of 216 amino acids. NCBI's taxonomy places the organism in Eukaryota, Metazoa, Chordata, Mammalia, Carnivora, Hyaenidae. The record is from RefSeq and is a predicted model, not a curated record. Gene Ontology annotation, molecular function: GTPase activity; GTP binding. Gene Ontology annotation, cellular component: trans-Golgi network.